GGCCUAACUGGGAUAUACUCCAUCAAACUUGGACCCGCAUACAUAAAUCUAGGGUUUUUCAUUUUUCGGGUUCUCCUCGCAUCGAAUCCCUGAAACCUUAAACAGAGAGAUUCGUAUCAGGAGAACCGUGGUUACCAUCUCACGGAGGUCCAAUGGCCGCAAACAAUAAUCCGCCGUCAUCUUUGGAGAAAGAACAGAUCUUUGGAAUGGCAGAAAAGGAGAUGGAGUAUAGGGUCGAGUUGUUCAACAAGCUUACGCAUACAUGUUUUAAUAAGUGCGUCGAGAAAAGAUACAAGGAGUCUGAACUAAAUAUGGGCGAAAAUAGUUGCAUUGAUCGCUGUGUUUCAAAAUAUUGGCAUGUAAGUUGUUGACAUAUUCAGGCAUGGUUUACACUCUACAAGGAUUCCUGAAAUAUGAUAUUGUGAUUCUUUUAUCCUCAUUUUCUAUUAAGCAUG
Molecule: messenger RNA, 455 nt
Organism: Juglans regia (Persian walnut)
Lineage: Eukaryota; Viridiplantae; Streptophyta; Magnoliopsida; Fagales; Juglandaceae
Product: mitochondrial import inner membrane translocase subunit TIM10-like
Exons: 5
Coding region: 153-371 (72 amino acids)
Biological process (GO): protein insertion into mitochondrial inner membrane
Cellular component (GO): mitochondrial inner membrane
Source: RefSeq, a predicted model, not a curated record